AUGCUGACGGACGAUAACAUCAGAACCUGUAAUAUUGCACUUAAGCUCGUUCCGAAGACGUUCGAACAGGAGAUGGAAGCUCACGGAGAGAUUCAACACCCUGCUUCCACACGACGCGGCAAUCUAACGCCUAGUUCACUAGCACUAGAUAUCUAUAGAUGGUUGCCCAGCUUAGAAAGUCCCAAACGCGACUCCGUGGUUAACCACUUCGCCAUAUUUCCCGGAAUGGUACGCGCUCUGGUCGGUGCGGCACCAGCUCAUUUACAAUCGAUGUACAACGACUUUGACGAAUCUAAGAAGCAGAUGUUUAGCGAACAUAUGAAGCAUCUUCCCUGUGGGUUAGCAGUAAUUCCAGGGGUAGCCGCAUCUGGGAGGUCGACUUUCGUCAAAUUUUACGCUCUGAUGCACCUAGCAGAGCAGCCUGCCCCUGGUUCUCGCAACCAAGUCUUGAUCCUAGCACAGCAGCACCAGGUUCUUGACAAUUAUGAACCAAGCUUUAGGCGUUCGCUCGAGAAAUACGGAGCACCUCCCCACACGUUUCCCCGGAUAGAGAGGGCUUAUACAACAUCUGCGGAGAUUAGAGCGGCUGUCGACACCCCGAGCCAACCGGCCUCCAGUCAAGUACCUAACGAGCUCGAUAAGAUAGACCAGCAUCUCACCGAGUCAUUCUUGGAUGAAUUCCGUCAGGUUGCGGUGCAGGGCUCGAAGGGAGGAGCUUCCAGGAAUUUCGGUUCGGGUCCGCUGCACGUUUCCAUUACCAAGGACGUCAUCAAUCCCUCCGGCAGACGUGUUAACGAGCGUACAGACCCAAUCAAUACUAUCUACAAGGCAAAGGUACGGGAAGCCGAUAUCGUCCUCGCCACUCCCUCUACUGCCCGCGGUAUUCUUUUCAGACGGAAGUUUCAUCCAACCCUAGUCAUCAUGGACGAGAAUGCGCGCACGAGAGAGCUGACAACCAUCAUGGCCAUCUCCUCGUUCCCCUCGGCAAAACUUUUCAUGCUGCUCGGCGACCCCCAACAGCACGCCCCGGUAACUUACCACCGUGAGGACACGCCUGAAGCUUUCGACAAGCAAAUUGGUCUAUCGUGCUUGGAGAGGGUCAAACGCGGCGGGGCCGCCCUCCCCGCGCUACUCUACAAUCAUCGCCAAUAUGGAUACUUGCAGAAGAAGCCAAGUGCCUGGUUUUACGACAAUCUCAUGAAGUCCGGCGUCAAGGGUCAUUUCCCACCACCUGUCAGGGUCGUUCAUAGCAUGAUCGCCGAGUUAACCGGCCUCCGCAAGAGCGUCCGUAUCAUCGUUGACGUUACCAACUCUAACGAACAGAGUAUUAACACAUCGUUCAAAAACGACUAUCAUAUUCAUUAUAUACUAAGAAUUCUCGAAUUCUUCCUCAACAGCCCUACCUUUACAUCGGUAGACGGCAAACAACCCGGAACCAUCGCCGUCGUCUCUUAUUACAAAGCACAAGCCGCGGAAAUACAGCUUGUUCUCUAUCGUCGAGAAGUGCUAGAUUUCCGCCUUCACGUUACCGCUGAGGAGAUGGCCAAGAGGGUCCGCGUUGGCACAGUAGGCAGCUUCCACGGCGAAGGAGCAGACCUCGUGAUCAUCGAUUACACGCGUACCAAAGGCCCAGGAUUUACCGGAGACUCACACCUUAACGCAACUGCGCAUACACGCAGUAUUCAAGGGGAGAUAAUACUGAUGAACCAAUCAAGUUUCGCAAGUCAGAAAAACAGCGCCAAUAGUUCGCUGACGAAGAACCUCCACAUGAUCUACGACCAUCUCGAGAACAAACGCCGCGUCUUGAAGAUAACCUUCUGCGAUCACUGCCUUGGUUGGGGCCACGAAGGUGGAGGUUGCGUCGAAAAGCCGAAGUGUAGCAGGUGCUAUGAGGUUGGCCACGUGGCGUCGUCUUGCCCAAAUUGCGGAGAGCUGGGACACUACAGCGGUCACUUCGGAUCAGUCAAGGCUUGCUACCGCUGCGGAGGAGACCACCUUCAGGUAAACUGCGCCGAGAGCCCGGAAGUCUACUGCACCGACUGCAACAUACCAGGACAUGUCCCCGGAAGAGACCUUUGCCUAACCGCCCGGCGACUUUCACAGCAGCAGCAACACGUGCCGUGGGAUGGUUCUACAGAGGAUAACGAAUGGGAUUCGGAAGAAUGGUAG
Daldinia vernicosa is the source of this 2169-nucleotide messenger RNA. RefSeq lists its product as uncharacterized. Bases 1 to 2169 code for a protein of 722 amino acids. The record is from RefSeq and is a predicted model, not a curated record. The transcript has a single exon. Lineage: Eukaryota; Fungi; Ascomycota; Sordariomycetes; Xylariales; Hypoxylaceae. Gene Ontology annotation, molecular function: helicase activity; nucleic acid binding; zinc ion binding.